GCUUUGGCACCACGCUGUGCGCAGCUGCUGGUCCCAGAAGACCUCAAGGAAGAAUGCUGCGAAGAGGCUCUCAAGUUUGGCGCCACCAGAGCAACCUUGGGGGCUGCCUUGGGCGACGGCGAGCGUCUCCUAGCCCUGGAGGGAGACACCGCUGCGGUGCGCGGCAGUGCCGCGGUGGCGGUCACCGCGAUGCUUUGCAGGCGCCUUUGGAAGCCGGGGCAACCUCCCCCGAGCUACCGUCGACGCGAGGCGCUGAGGUCCGACUCGGAGCCGCGACCUGCGCUCCCGUCGCCUUUGUUUGCCAGCGCAGAGAAGGCGGCCCAACUGCUUCCCUGGAGCUUGGGGAAGCCAAGCCUUGGCGACCCUCCACACCAGAAGGAGGAGGAGAAGCCGACGAACUGCGCGGCAGCCGAGAGAAAAGCGGAGCCUCGCCACGAACACCUUGGCGAGCCUUCGAGAGCGCUGCAUGUCCUCCUCCCCUAUGCUGCCGUGGACGCUUGGGUGACUACCGGGCUCCUGGCAGCUCUUGCCCGUGCCUUCAAGCUGAAGAUCGACGUAGACACCUGCAGAAUACCUUCUGCCCCUUUCCAGGUGCGUGUAUCCUUAACGGGCAGCACCGGAUACCUCGGCCUAGUGCUGCUGCAGCUGCAGUCGCAUCUGUUCUUCUGGGAUGA
Symbiodinium necroappetens is the source of this 674-nucleotide messenger RNA. NCBI's taxonomy places the organism in Eukaryota, Dinophyceae, Suessiales, Symbiodiniaceae. The record is from the annotation of a GenBank genome assembly.